AUCGAGAAUGAGGCACAGUAGCUGCGGUGCCAGUGGCUGUGGCUGACCCACCAGAAUGACGUUGAGCUACAGUGAUGGUCGCAUCACCGUUUCAUUUGGAGGCGGUGGUGGUUCUGCCUUCGAUGACCGCGCCACGCUCAUCUCCCAGUAUCCCAACCGCAAGGUGGAUGAGUUUCGCCUGUCGUCCAUCCGGAUCGAGGAAUGGGCUCAUGGAAUAGCACGGGUGUGCUACGCACACACCAACAGAGAGGACACGACACGCGUCGCAUCUCUGUUGUGCGGUCCUUGCAGGUCUCUUCAACGUACGUUUCCCUCGUCGAUGGCGAGCGCGUCACCCUCACGCACGGCUCAAGCUCACCGGACAUGCAAGACACGAACCAGCACAACUUCGAUUUCGAGGCAGGGGAGUGGAUCAGAUCCGUCAAGGUCCUGGCGGGGCCACACAAGCAGCUGCAGAUCACCACCAACCGCAACCGCGCCAUCACGUGUGGCCCGCUGCAGCCGGACCGGAGAGAGCGGUUCCACUCCAGGGAAGUCGACCCUGUCGUCCGUGAAUGUCACGCGAUUUUCGACGGGCUGCGUCGCCUGCGCCCUGGGGCGACGACACGAGACCUGAUCAACGAUGCCAGUGAGCGGACGUGACCAAUGGCUAAGGA
Molecule: messenger RNA, 656 nt
Organism: Vitrella brassicaformis
Lineage: Eukaryota; Vitrellaceae
Source: the annotation of a GenBank genome assembly